Messenger RNA from Phlebotomus argentipes, 1116 nucleotides. Its product is annotated as lipase 3-like. The record is from RefSeq and is a predicted model, not a curated record. NCBI's taxonomy places the organism in Eukaryota, Metazoa, Arthropoda, Insecta, Diptera, Psychodidae. Gene Ontology annotation, biological process: lipid metabolic process. The transcript has 3 exons. Gene Ontology annotation, molecular function: hydrolase activity, acting on ester bonds. Bases 1 to 1116 code for a protein of 371 amino acids.
AUGAUUGAAUGGUAUGAAUACCCUGUCGAAUCGCACGUCGUCCAGACCGCAGACGGAUAUCUCCUCACCAUGCACCGAAUUCCCCACGGACGAGCUGAAGGAUCUGGACCCGCUCCGGGUAAGCCUGUGGCUUUCCUGCAACACGGACUUCUGGGCUCGUCUGCAGACUGGGUGGUUAUUGGCCCAGAACGAGCGCUUGCUUAUCUUCUCGCUGAUGCAGACUACGAUGUUUGGUUGGGAAAUGUUCGGGGAAACACUUACUCUAGAGCCCACAAAACUCUUGAUCCGGACCGCGAACCGGAUCGCGAGGAAUUCUGGAACUUCAGCUGGCACGAGAUUGGCGUGUUCGAUCUUCCUGCGAUGAUUGACUACACUUUGGGGCAGACGAAUCAGAACAAACUGAGCUACGUUGGACACUCUCAGGGCACAACGACUUUGUUCGUCAUGCUUAGCCUUUGCCCAGAGUAUAAUGAUGUCAUAAAGUCAGCUCAUGCUUUGGCUCCAGUUGCAUAUUGUGAACAUUUGAAAAGUCCAUUCAUUAGAGCAGUUGCUCCGUUUGUGGAUGCUAUUGAUUUGAUAACAAUCUUGCUUGGCAUUAAUGAGUUCGCUCCCAGUACCCAAAUGAUGCAGAUGGGGGGCGAAUUGGUGUGCAGGGAUGAAUCGCCUGUCCAAGAAGUGUGCUCUAAUGCAUUGUUCCUAAUAGCAGGAUAUGAUUCAGAACAAUUAAACCGGUCACAACUUUCUGCCAUCAUGCAUAAUUCUCCUGCUGGAGCUGCGACUCGUCAGCUUCUUCACUAUGCACAACUUAUUAACUCUGGACAAUUUUGCCAGUUUGAUCAUGGACCAAUUGGCAAUAUGGAAAAAUAUGGUUCCACAGAUCCACCGAAUUAUCCUUUAUCUCAAAUCACGGCUCCUAUUGCUCUUCACUACGGCGCCAACGAUUGGUUGGCAGAAGUUGUUGAUGUUGAGCAUCUGCGAGAUCAACUUGGAAGCCUUAUUGGAACCUUCCGUGUACCGCUGGACUCUUUCAAUCAUAUAGACUUCCAGUAUGCCAUCGAUAUCAUAGAAUUGGUCUACGAUAACCUCAUUAUUCUGAUUAAAACAUACAAUAAUUGA